Molecule: messenger RNA, 1077 nt
Organism: Alternaria rosae
Lineage: Eukaryota; Fungi; Ascomycota; Dothideomycetes; Pleosporales; Pleosporaceae
Exons: 2
Coding region: 1-768 (255 amino acids)
Source: RefSeq, a predicted model, not a curated record
AUGGAAAUACCCGAAAAACAAGAUAAGAUGACUGGGGCGGAUACCAUCACACAACGUAACCAGCUCGAGUCACCACUCCUGGGGCUGCCAGUCGAAAUCCGCAACAAGAUCUACGACUACGUCUUCUCGGUCGGCAGCGUCCACUUCGGUCUCUCACUUCAUCACUAUCGCACGAGCGAGACAGACUAUGAGCCGCAAGGAUGUGAGCCCACUAAUCUACUAGACGUCGCGUCUAGCUGCCGCCAAAUCCACUCAGAUACCUCUACGCUACUGUUCAAAAACAACGUAAUCAUUUUGGAUGACCAAAAGCUUUUCAAAAUGGUUGACCAGCUCGAGCCGCACCAGCUCGAAGCGAUCAAGGCUCUAGAGAUAGUCUUCUAUGACCAACAGGGGUACUUUCCGAACUGGGUUUCGGUGAGCAGAACGCUCGCCAAGCAGUUCAAAAGCCUCCCGGGGCUCGACAGAGUAAGCAUUAGGUUCAUCUGUUGGCUCCAGGAUGAUGAGAUACUCGAGCGCGAGUGCGAAGAACUUUGCGAAGCGAUUAGGAACAGCACUCGUCGUAAGCCCAUUCAAGUCACAUGUGCGUCAAGGCAUGAAGACAAUGAUGAGGGGAAAACGGUACUGGAUGAAGAAGAGACAACGCCUGGCGAAGAAGCUGAGCCUGGUGACGAAAAGCUUGGAGAUGAUGACGAUGGGUCUCCAUCUACAAGAAACAAGUCAUCGGACACCAAGACUGCCACGGAAGAGGACAACCCUAUGGAGAAGUAACACCAUCCUACCUGCAGCUGUUCUCGAUGAACGUCUCGCAGAGUGCAACCUUACAGGCUGCUCUGAUAUCGAUAGCAACACAAGUAUCAUAAGAAUAACUGCCUGUAUUGAGUCUAUAAAUGCCUUCGUAGCUAACAGACCAGCAAUCCUGAUACAUUAUAGGUACUUUCAACAGCACCGACUAUCUUCUCACUUUCCAUGGAGUCGUAACCACGACCCCAAGACUUCCUAAAUUUCAGACCGAGCCCAACGCCAAACCAGCGCCAUGCCGAGUGAUAUCAAUAUGCAAACUGUCGUAGUGGAAAGGAA